Molecule: messenger RNA, 1245 nt
Organism: Fonsecaea nubica
Lineage: Eukaryota; Fungi; Ascomycota; Eurotiomycetes; Chaetothyriales; Herpotrichiellaceae
Exons: 4
Coding region: 1-1245 (414 amino acids)
Biological process (GO): ubiquinone biosynthetic process
Cellular component (GO): mitochondrial inner membrane
Molecular function (GO): lipid binding; oxidoreductase activity
Source: RefSeq, a predicted model, not a curated record
AUGGUCGUCAGAUAUUAUAUCUGCCUCAAGAAGAGGGAAGACGUCACGCUCGAAUAUUUCUAUCACUACUACGAGCAUGUCCACGGCAAGAUGUUUUUGGAGGAGGUGCCCGAGGCCAAGGAGAACCUCAUCAAAUACGAACAGCAUCACCUGAAAGAGUCCCGAAAAGCGCGCGAGAUGGCGGUCGCAGCCGGACGGAAAAUCACCUGCGACUACGACGCGAUGAGCGUCAUGACGGUCGCGACGAUGGACAAUUUAUUGAAGAUUAUGACCUCCAAGCCCAUGUUGGAGAAGGUGUUGCCGGACAACGACGUCUACGUGGGGAGCAUGGAGACGUUUAUCGUGGAUGAGUCGGAUCGAUUGUCUCUCGAGUCUCCACACCUCGACUACUGGCUACGUCCUCAUAUCUCCCGAGUCUUCCUUCACCAACCCACCUCAUCAUACCGUGUCCUCCUCUGGCAAGCGAUCAUGUCCAUCCUUCACGGCAGGACCGUGGCACUCUCACGAUCACUGCGACUGAAAGUGCUUACAACGCAGUCAAGCCACGCUUUUCGACAGCGACCGGCUCUCGCGAGGACCUACUUUUCCGUCCACCAUCCGGAUUCCCCGCCUUUCCCUGAAAUCCAAGAUCGAAUUCUUUCCGCCGCCGUUAUUCGAGUUCCUGAACACGGGUUCACAGAAAGAGCGCUGGCGUUAGGAGCUAAAGAUGCCGGGUACCUCGAUGUCACGGUCCAGCUCUUCCCUCGCGGUGUCUUUGAUCUCAUAAACUACCAUUUAGUCACACAAAGGCUUGCAUUGAAGAAUACCGUGCAGUUUCCCGAGGGAUCUACGCUAGGAUUGGGCCCAAAAGUCAGGACGCUGACCAUGGCACGGUUGAGAGCCAAUGCAGACAUCAUCCAUCAAUGGCAAGGGGCUCUUGGCUACAUGUCCCUCCUCGAGAAUAUUCCUGCCUCUAUGAAAGAACUUCAAGCUUUGUCGGAUGAGAUCUGGUAUCUCGCAGGAGACACCGCAGUUGACUUCUCCUGGUACACGAAACGAGCCUCCCUCGCAGCCGUCUACGCAAGUUCAGAACUGUUCAUGACCACGGAUACAUCAAGAGACUUUUCGGCAACGGAAGAAUUCCUCGACCGCAGGUUGGGAGAUGUUCGCCUCCUCGGGGGGACCGUGGGGGGAAUGUCCCAGUACCUUGGAUUCUGGGCGAGCAACAGCGUGAACUUGGCCAGGUCUUGGGGUAUGAGAGUGUGA